AUGGGCGGGGACAGAACCUUGGAGCGUUCGAAGGGGGCGGGGUCAAGCCCGGGUUGGCUGCCCAUUAAGGCGGCCGUGGGUCGGUUACAGUGUCGGCGUAACAAAGUCCUUGGUCGGAUCGAGCCUCCCAUGCUGGUUGUCAUGGAGCUCGUGGCUAGCAACAUUCAGGUGCUGCUGCAGGCGGCCGAGUACCUGGAGCGCCGGGAGAGAGAAGCCGAGCAUGGCUAUGCUUCUCUCUCGCCUCACUGUGGGCGGGACGCGCGCCAGUCGCGGAGGAGGCCGAAGCCUCGGAAGGCCGUCAAAAGCCUCAGAUCUGCACACAAUGAGCUGGAGAAGCACAGGAGAGCCCAGCUGCGACAUUGUUUAGAACAGCUGAAGCAGCAAAUUCCCAUGAACACAGAGCAUUCCCGUUACACGACCCUCAAUCUUUUGCACCGAGCUAGAUUGCACAUUAAGAAACUGGAGGACCAGGAAGAGAAAGCUCGGCGACAAAAGGAGAGGUUACGCUCGGAGCAGCGGAACUUGCACCAGCGGCUAGAGGAGUUAUUGGCUCAUUCCAGUGUGGAGCGGCCACGCGCAGACAGCCUGGACUCUUCUCGAUUUUCCUCAGAACACUCUGACUCAGAAGAUGCUGAGGUGGAUGUGGAAGGUUUGGCUUUCAUUAGCACUGAAGAGGAUGUUGUGGCUGCCAUCAGCACUGGGCAGGAACACAGCUAUUCCAACACCAACAACGUCUGGUUAUGAUGGAAAUAAACCAAGUUCGGAAAGUAAGCACUUCCUCUGAUUUCCUGUUUCCCAGCAACAUGGCUACAGUUUUGUGCUAAUAUGAAUGGAACCUGGGUCACUAGAAUACGGUGCCUUCCACAAGUAAAGGAGAAACCUCACCCAUGGUGCAAAGGACUAUACCACAUAUAAUGCACCACUACCUUUGUCUUGGAAGCAGGCAGGGUCACUACCAGAAACUGAUGGCCAAACUCACUUUCAAUUUUGGUAAGAGUUGUAAAAGAAGACCAAGGUCUCAAGUACUUGAACUUUAUGUGAUGACUGUGUAGACAAUGAGUGUAUUUAGUCUUAUCCCAUCCCAUUGCACAUCUUGGUUCCUUGAGAUGAAGCAGAUGGGCUUUUGCAAUGGAAGCUAAAGACAAAUCCCAAUAAAGUCUGGGAUAUAAAUUGUUUUUAAAGAGAAAAUGUAUUUAGCUGCAAGCAUUAAAGAUUUUGUAAAAGUCUGGCAAAACAUGUAGCACUUCUAUUCCUCUCCUUGAAAGGGUUUAUAUUGCAGCUGACGGAAGUCAGUAACCGCCCGUAUUUAUGCUGGAAAGUGUGUGUCCGCCCAUAUAUGUGUAUCAUGAUAAGCUUGCUUUGUACAGACAGCCUUACUUCCCUGAAACUUAAGUGUGUUUUCCUUUUGUGACCAUCUCUGUAAACCCAGCAGCAUUUGUAGUAAAUAUUUUAAUUAUU
Molecule: messenger RNA, 1458 nt
Organism: Anolis carolinensis (green anole)
Lineage: Eukaryota; Metazoa; Chordata; Lepidosauria; Squamata; Anolidae
Gene: mxd3
Product: MAX dimerization protein 3
Exons: 6
Coding region: 1-744 (247 amino acids)
Biological process (GO): regulation of transcription by RNA polymerase II
Molecular function (GO): RNA polymerase II cis-regulatory region sequence-specific DNA binding; DNA-binding transcription factor activity, RNA polymerase II-specific; protein dimerization activity
Source: RefSeq, a predicted model, not a curated record